GCCGGGCCCGCUCCUCCUGCGCUCCGCCAGUGUCCGGCCGCGGGCCGGCCUUAGUGACUGGGGGCUGCGGGCCCGGGGCCGGCGGGCGCGGGCGCGGGCUGCCUUCGUCGGGCCCCGAGCUCGCCCGGAGCGAGCAGCCGCCCGCGAGCCGCCGCGGAGCCUCCUCGCCCGCUCCCGCCGGCGAGCAAGAUGAUGUGCGAGGUGAUGCCGACCAUCAGUGAAGCGGAAGGCCCGCCCGGGGGGAGCGGGACCCAUGGGUCAGGCUCCCCCUCGCAGCCGGACGCGGAUUCACACUUCGAGCAGCUGAUGGUGUCGAUGCUGGAAGAGCGGGACCGCCUCCUGGACGCGCUGCGAGAGACUCAGGAGACGCUGGCGUUGACCCAGGGCAAGCUGCAGGAGGUCGGCCACGAGAGAGACUCCUUGCAGAGACAGCUCAACACUGCUCUUCCUCAGGAGUUUGCGGCGCUUACGAAGGAGCUCAAUGUCUGCAGGGAGCAGCUCCUGGAGAGGGAGGAGGAGAUCGCCGAGCUGAAGGCGGAGAGGAACAACACCAGGCUGCUUCUGGAGCACUUGGAGUGCCUCGUGUCCAGGCACGAGAGGUCUCUGCGCAUGACGGUGGUGAAGCGGCAGGCGCAGUCCCCCGCCGGCGUGUCCAGCGAGGUGGAGGUGCUCAAGGCCCUGAAGUCCUUGUUCGAGCACCACAAAGCUCUGGAUGAAAAGGUGAGAGAGCGGCUACGAGUAGCACUCGAGAGGUGUAGUUUGUUAGAAGAAGAAUUAGGGGCCACACACAAGGAGCUAAUGAUUCUUAAAGAACAGAAUAAUCAGAAAAAAACACUAACAGACGGAGUGCUUGACAUAAACCACGAACAGGAAACUACGCCGAGCACGAAUGGAAAGAGAUCUUCGGACGGCUCUCUAAGCCACGAGGAGGACCUUGCCAAGGUCAUCGAGCUCCAGGAAAUCAUAGAUAAGCAGUCAAAAGAGCAGAGCCAGAUGAAGGAGCGCCUGGCUGCCCUGUCCAGUCACGUGGCGGAGCUGGAGGAGGACCUGGACACCGCGAGGAAGGACCUCAUCAAGUCGGAAGAAGCGAACACGAAGUUGCAGCGAGAUGUCCGUGAAGCCAUGGCCCAGAAGGAAGACAUGGAAGAGAGGAUCACUACCCUUGAGAAGCGCUACCUCGCGGCACAGCGUGAAGCCACCUCGGUGCACGACCUCAACGAUAAACUUGAAAACGAGAUCGCAAAUAAAGACUCUAUGCAUCGACAGACAGAGGAUAAAAACCGCCAGUUACAAGAGCGCCUAGAGUUGGCGGAGCAGAAGCUGCAGCAGACCCUGAGGAAGGCCGAGACGCUGCCCGAGGUGGAGGCCGAGCUGGCCCAGCGGGUGGCGGCCCUCUCCAAGGCCGAGGAGAGACAUGGCAACAUCGAGGAGAGGCUGCGCCAGAUGGAGGCCCAGCUGGAGGACAAGAACCAGGAGCUGCAGCGGGCACGGCAGAGAGAGAAGAUGAACGAGGAACAUAAUAAGCGUUUAUCGGACACUGUUGACAAGCUCCUUUCUGAAUCCAACGAGAGGCUUCAGCUUCACCUUAAAGAGAGAAUGGCGGCCCUGGAAGACAAGAACUCUCUACUACGAGAAGUUGAAAAUGCAAAAAAGCAGUUAGAAGAAACACAGCAUGAUAAGGACCGGCUCCUACUGAACGUGGAAGCGCUGAGGGCUGAAUUAGAGCAGACGAGACUGAGAGGCACCACCCUUCACCGUGGCCGACCGCACCUGGGCAGUGUCCCCGACUUCAGGUUCCCCCUGGCGGACGGCCCCACGGACACCUACAGCAGCAGCGCGGUGUUGCGGCGCCCCCAGAAAGGCCGUGCGGCCGCCCUGCGAGACGAGCCUUCCAAGGUGCAGACUCUGAACGAGCAGGACUGGGAGCGAGCGCAGCAAGCCAGCGUGCUGGCAAACGUGGCGCAGGCGUUCGAGAGUGACGUUGACGUGUCUGAUGGCGAAGACGACGGGGACACGCUCUUCAGUCCGGCUGCUCUGCUCUCCCCUGGCGGGCAGGCCGACGCGCAGACGCUGGCCAUGAUGCUUCAGGAGCAGCUGGACGCCAUCAACAAGGAGAUCAGGCUCAUACAAGAAGAGAAGGAGAGCACGGAGCAGCGGGCGGAGGAGAUUGAGAGCCGAGUGGGCAGCGGCAGUUUAGACAGUCCCGGUCGUUUUAGGCCGGCGGGCUCCGGCCCCCCGCACCCCGCGUCCACACUCGUGGGCCCCUCCCCUCCACACAGCGGGCGCUCCACCCCGCGGAGGGGCCCGCACAGCCCCGCCAGGGAGGUGGACAGACUGGGGGUCAUGACUCUAUUGCCGGCUUCGCGUGAAGAGGUACGAGAUGACAAGGCAACGAUAAAAUGUGAAACGUCCCCUCCUUCCUCCCCGAGGUCCCUGCGCUUGGACAGGCUGCACCAAGGGGUGCUGCACGCAGCCAGCCACGAAGACAUCAGGGAUGCCAGAAACUCAACAGGCUCCCAGGAUGGCCCCGUGAGCAACCCCAGCAGCAGCAACAGUAGCCAGGACUCGCUGCACAAAGCCCCCAAGAAGAAGGGCAUCAAGUCCUCCAUCGGACGCUUGUUCGGCAAGAAAGAGAAGGGUCGCCCCGGCCAUACUGGCAAGGAGCCUGCGGGACCAGCUGCCGUUUCGGAGGCGGAAAACUCCUCUCAGGAUGCGUUGGGACUCAGCAAAUUGGGCGGACAGGCUGAAAAAAAUCGUAAACUUCAAAAAAAGCACGAGUUGCUCGAGGAAGCCCGGAGACAAGGUUUACCUUUUGCGCAGUGGGACGGGCCCACCGUGGUUGUGUGGCUGGAGCUCUGGGUCGGGAUGCCUGCCUGGUAUGUGGCUGCCUGCCGAGCCAACGUGAAAAGCGGGGCCAUCAUGUCCGCGCUGUCGGACACGGAAAUCCAGCGCGAGAUCGGCAUCAGCAACCCCCUGCACCGGCUGAAGCUGCGCCUGGCCAUCCAGGAGAUCAUGUCCCUGACCAGCCCGUCGGCGCCCCCCACCUCCAGAACGACCACAGGAAAUGUCUGGUUAACGCACGAAGAGAUGGAAACGCUCACGGCCACGCCACAAACGACGCUGGCGUACGGGGACAUGAACCACGAGUGGAUCGGCAAUGAGUGGCUGCCCAGCCUGGGUCUGGCGCAGUACCGCAGCUACUUCAUGGAGUGCCUGGUGGACGCGCGCAUGCUCGACCACCUGACCAAGAAGGACCUGCGGGGGCAGCUGAAGAUGGUGGACAGCUUCCACAGAAACAGUUUCCAGUGCGGAAUUAUGUGCCUGCGGAGGUUGAAUUACGACCGGAAAGAGCUAGAGAGAAAGAGAGAAGAAAGCCAGAGCGAAGUAAAAGACGUGCUGGUUUGGAGCAACGACCGAGUGAUUCGCUGGGUGCUGUCGAUCGGCCUUAAAGAAUAUGCCAACAACCUCGUGGAGAGCGGCGUCCACGGCGCGCUGGUGGCCUUAGAUGAGACCUUCGACUUCAACGCCCUGGCGCUUCUGCUGCAGAUCCCGACCCAGAACACACAGGCUCGUGCCGUCUUGGAAAGGGAGUUUAACAACCUUUUGGUCAUGGGGACUGACAGAAGGUUCGAUGAAGAUGAUGAUAAGAGCUUCAGGAGGGCGCCUUCUUGGAGAAAAAAAUUCAGACCGAAGGACGUUCGCGGCUUAGCCGCUGGGUCGGCAGAGACUCUCCCGGCGAACUUCCGGGUCACUUCCUCUCUGUCCCCGCCCUCCGUGCAGCCAAAGAAGAUGCAGCUGGACGGCAGCGUAUCAGGACCGCAGAGGCUGGAUUCGGCCACAGUCAGGACUUACUCCUGCUGACGCCCCCUGUUGUUUACCCGCACUACUUCUACCGCUGACCCUGCGGCACCCUGACUCCGCCGGGGGCUACGUCUUAAAAUCCAACGGAGUCUUUAAUCUGUCAAUACUUGUUAUAUGGACCCUGAGAUAUUUUAUUACAGAGUUUUUAAUUAGUGAAAAAUUCAUGAAUACCAUAGAGAAAAUAUUUUAGAAUUUAAUGUUUCUUAUAUUUAUGUAAACUUAUGACUUCAUUUAUAUAGUUACUUACUUUUUCAUGUAUAGCCGGGCUAUAAAUAUCCUUUUAAAUCAAUUCACGUUCUUAUAUCUAAUUUUAGUCUUUCGAAUGAAUGUACUGUAAUGCUUGUAUGUAUAAAUCCUAUGAACAAAUAUAGGGCUUUUGUAAAUUAUGCAUUUAUUGUAAUUAUCAUUGUUUAAUUUUUUAUUAAUAAACCCUGACAGAGAAAAGGAUUUUACCGCAUCUGUAAAAUCAUCGUGACCCAGCGUGCAUCAGCCUUUACAAACGUCACCCAGCUCUACAACAAUCAUCUUGAAAUAAUCAGACUUAAUCUUGAGCAAUUGUUGUUGUAUUUUAAUGACUGACCUUAAUGACACUUUUUCUAGCAAGAAAUGCUUCAUUCUGCAGUGUGAACAGAUUAACAAUGUCUGGUGUUAAAUAUCAGCUGAUAAAACUUGGAAGGGUUAUCGGAACACUAUGAAAAUGUCCUCGGACCGGGGACGCCUUUCACAGCCUUGUCCCUGGGGGCUGGGGCGGCCUGCCUGGAGUGACCCACAGAACCCCGGAGCCGAGGACCCCGAAAGCCCAGGCUCCCCCGCCCCUGCUCCCUGGCACCAGAACUCUCAGAGGACCAAUCAGGAAGCAGUGGGCUCCCACCGCGGGGCUGGGUGCUGCGUGCGCGCCCAGGAGGAGGCCGCCUAAGAUUCUGGAAAUAAUGUAGUGCAACUCUAAUAAAGGCCUUACUGUUCUUAUGUAAAUCAUCUUUUUACAUUUGUUUGUAAACAUGUUUAAAGAGUGGACCCCAGAGUCCAUUUGUAGAUUUUGAUGAGACAGCCGUUUGGGGCUCCCGGAGGAGCGAGUGUAACUGUACCUUUUUGCGGCGUAUUAAACAGCCAGCAGGAAGUGUGCUCAGAUCGCCGUGCAUUAUUUAUUGUGCAGCCGGUGCAGGGGUGGACACGUCAUGUCUUCUUACAUUUGGUUUUAAUUUACUUGUAUGAUUCACUGUUUCCGCUCUGUUUUUCUAUUAAUCUUUUGUGAACUUCCUGAUUGUGUAACAAAGUAUGUACAGUCUACUUUUGAACUGUUUUUAUCACAGUAUUAUUUAUUGCUGUCUUUCAAUACAGUUCCGAGGCGUUUUCCACUGCCAAUAAAGAAUACUGAGAAAAGCC
This is a messenger RNA of Hyaena hyaena (striped hyena), 5244 nucleotides long. RefSeq names its product PTPRF interacting protein alpha 1 (gene PPFIA1). Bases 190 to 3861 code for a protein of 1223 amino acids. Gene Ontology annotation, cellular component: presynaptic active zone. Gene Ontology annotation, biological process: synapse organization. Gene Ontology annotation, molecular function: protein binding. NCBI's taxonomy places the organism in Eukaryota, Metazoa, Chordata, Mammalia, Carnivora, Hyaenidae. The transcript has 29 exons. The record is from RefSeq and is a predicted model, not a curated record.